Thrips palmi is the source of this 1401-nucleotide messenger RNA. Its product is annotated as farnesol dehydrogenase-like. The coding region runs from base 272 to 1030 and encodes 252 amino acids. The transcript is spliced from 6 exons. The record is from RefSeq and is a predicted model, not a curated record. Lineage: Eukaryota; Metazoa; Arthropoda; Insecta; Thysanoptera; Thripidae.
GCGACUCUGGGGCUCAAAACGCGCCUAGAAUUUUGACCGCGUGCACCGGUCGUCUGGCCCACGGUGCGCUCCGCGCCGACAGGUCGCACUCGACCACCAAUUUUAUCUAUGAUAGGCUGCCGUGCGCGUAACUGGUAACCAGAAAAAAUCGUCUGACGGUCUUCCUUCGCAAGCGAGCCAACAAGAGUGUGGACUGACAGCGACACGACCCAGAGCGGCUCGCGCGGGCAGAGCUUGCCGUCGUCGGUAGGGAGACAGACAUCAAGCAGCCAUGGAGCGCUUCGCAGGACGAGUGGCCGUGGUGACCGGGGCCAGCGCAGGCAUCGGGGCCUGCAUCGCCUCGGACCUCGCCAAGGCGGGCAUGGUGGUCGUCGGGGUGGCCAGGAGGAGAGACCGGCUGCAGGACCUGGCCGCGUCGCUGAAGGCGUGUGGCGCGACGGGCCGCCUGGAGGCGGUGCAGGCCGACCUGUCCAGCGUGGAGGAGGUGCGGAGGGUGUUCCAGUGGGUGGAGGACAACCUGGGCGCCGUCUCCGUGCUCGUCAACAACGCCGCUGUCAUACAUCACAAACCAACUCAAGAAUUGGAUUUAACGAAGAUACAGAAUAUUAUCGCCACCAACUUGACUGCAGUCACGGUCGGUUGCAAGGAGGCCAUCGGAAGCAUGAAGAAGCACGACAUCAAGGACGGGCACAUCAUCACCAUCAACAGUGUGGCGGGGCACGUGGUCAUCAACAGCCCGCUGAUGUCCCUUUCUCUCUACUCGUCGACCAAGCACGCCAUCACCGCCCUGUGCAGAGGCGUGCGUUUCGACGUGCAGAGGAUCCCCGGCUUCAAGAUCCGAGUCACGAGCCUGAGCCCUGGAGCCGUGGACACGGACAUGCUUCCUCGGCAGUACGUCAAGUCCUUCGCUGAUCCCGAACGCAUCCUCAAGCCUUCCAACGUGUCCAACGCCGUCCUGUACGCUCUCGCCUGUCCCCCGUCAGUCGAAAUCACCGAACUCACCAUCCAGCCGAUCGGAGAGGCGUGGUAGCCGCGGCCCAUCUACCGAGGUAGGACCCUCGCCGCUAGGUCUCCGCGCACGCCUAUCUCAGCAGAGACGCAGCGCCUUCCGCGGACCCAGCCUGCCGAAUGAGGCGCCCACUGCUGGCCUUGGCAGAGUGCGACUAGGCUAGGCAGCGUGACGAGGCGGCUUUCGCAACGCCGUCGCGGUUCUAGCGCUGACUCCAAAUUUGCCUCCAAUUAACAACCGACACGAAGAGCAGACGAAAACGAAAUACAUACUACUGUCCAUGACAGGCUGCUGCUACACACCUCCGUUCCGGUAUUCUUAGCUCUUAAUUGUAAUAAUGUUUUUUUAUUAUUAAAGUUGAACAGUGUUCACAAAAUCAUCUCACAAACAUA